Messenger RNA from Schistosoma mattheei, 2169 nucleotides. The record is from the annotation of a GenBank genome assembly. Lineage: Eukaryota; Metazoa; Platyhelminthes; Trematoda; Strigeidida; Schistosomatidae.
CUGUUUUAGCGACCUCGUGCAUUUCAUUACACCAGAUGCUAUGAAAGAACACGAGGAUAAGAAAAGCCGAAAAAUUCCACCAAAUUAUCUUGGUAAGGAAAAUCUUGCUAUAUUAGUAGAAAAAUAGUUUUUGGUGCGUUUAUAGGUAUAUCAGGUCUGUCUUUAAUGGCAGGAUUCACAUAUAGAAUAUCAUCUUUCAAGAAGGUCAAUCCAUUACCAUUCAUGCAAUUUACCUUGGUUAUUUCGCUGUCUUAUCUUUUUUAUCACACUACGAUUGUCCAUUCCUAUAGUUUAUUCAGAUAUGAAUAUUAUCAAUCUCUGAUCAUUCCUACUGGCCUGUGUUUUGUGAACUUUUGAACUGGCUCAAUAAAGAUGAGUGAUGUUAAAGAAUAGAAUUAUGAAAUGGCAUUAAGAUCGAGAUUUUUAAAAAGUCGAGUUAGUGUAUCUUUCUAAUUACAAUUGACUUUAAUCUAUUUGAUAAAAGUUAAGAAUAAACAAUAUCAUGUCUCUUAACUAAUGGACCAUACCAUGACUACCGUUUGCUAUUUUGUCAAGUUAUUUUUAUGAUAAGUCUCGUUACAUUCACGUAGCUUUAUCUUUUAACGGAUCAUCAUUUUAUAUACUACAUUCACUUGAUAAAUAUUCAUGGAGUGCUGCAGUCUCGUGAUAAACCUAUCUUUUUUCUGCCUACAUAACUCAUAUUUAAGUUUGAAGUAUUAGUCAUCGUAUCACAUGUUGAAAAGAACAAAAGAUGUGCAUUUCCCUAGCUGUUAUGUUUGGUAGAUUUUAGUGGUCCAAGAUCUCACUCCAUUCGGAUCAUAUGAAUGACUGUUAUUGGAAUAUACAUGUCACCAAUCCUCGUAUAUAAUUAUAAACUUAACUCACGCCAGUAAAUAACGGGAUUAAAACAAGUCAAAUACAAGAAUGAAUUUCGAAUACGUGUAUUCAUAUAAUCGUUGAUCAAAUAAAACGAUCGGUGAAACGAAGCGAAACAGAUCGGAGAAGGCAAUUGAGCCAACUCGAUUUAACCAAUCGUGAAUGCAUACUUAUACUCAGACAAAAAUAAGUUCCAGAGAUGCGAUGAGUAAAAUAAGAAAUGUACACACAUACACUUACAUAGAAAUGGAAAAGAUUGAUAACUGAAUAAUUGACAAGGUCAAAAUGUGACCCAAGACGAAUGAAUAAGUUGCUUGUCCGGAAGCUACAAUAAGCUAUGUGGGCUUGGAUAGCAAACACAAGAGCAUCAAGUUGAUUUGGAAUAUCGUUUUAGUAUAUUUGGGACAGCGGAACCGUUCUGUAAAGCGAUUCUUCUGCAUUGAUAUAUAACUGGGUUAAUCUUGAUAGCUUCAGUGCCGAAUUUAUUCAACCCAUUUCAUACCGAAACCACGUGGUACAUACAUAAAUCUAACGGGUGAACUGGUCCUGAACCACUAAACUGAUUUGAAAUCACUUGGCGUACAAACUAUAAAAUUCAUUAUUGCUUAUGUGAAUAACAAUAUAUCGCUGCAAAUGUCCAAGCUAUCAAGCCUACUUUCAAAAGUUCACCAAUUCUUCAACCUAAUUUUAAUGUUAUGUCAUUUUUCUCAAUUAUACUGUUCACAGGCAAUUAAUCAGGACAAAACUAUGCACGAAUCUGGUAUACAUUUUGCUGCUCGUGCUCUUGGAGUAGCAACAAUUAUAACUACCUCAUCACUGGGAGCACUGUUUUUAUGUACGUGGUACAUUAUAAACCCAGUGGAUAGAAACGACUUUAAUGAACGUAUACGAAAUGUAUUCCCUUAUAGAUGGAAGAUAAAAUCAUCAGAUAAUCGUUCUGAAAUUAGAACUUUCGAAGAGCUUUCAUCCUUAAUAAAUGAUUCUGUAAAAAACAAAUGACGAAUAAUCAUUACUCCCGUCUGCAACUUAUUAUUCUAGUUGUCUGCAUGAAAUGAGUGUUUUGAUCCUAGUAUUUCUAUGUCGUUAAGCUGUAAUUUCGUAAGGUCUCUGGAUAAAAUUUCAGUGAGUUCUACUGAACGAUUUCUGGCAUCCUUCAGAAAGCUAUACGCUCAGGUGUAAUUAUGAUGGGUGGCCUCAACGCUCAUGUUCCGAUUUGUGUUUUACUCCGUUGAUAUUGACUGUCAAAUGCAACCAUUUAUUCUUAACAGGCAAUGUUUUUAAAAUCGGAUGCUG